AUGUCGGCUACACUUCUUCGCACCUCUACUGCAGCCCGCUCUGCUCUCAGAGCCAGCUCUUCCAAACGAGCUGCCUCAAUGGCAAGCACAAGCUUUGUCCGCGGAAAGGCUACUCUUCCAGAUCUCCCAUACGACUAUGGCGCACUCGAACCGUCGAUCUCCGGUAAAAUCAUGGAGCUUCAUCACAAGAAUCACCACCAAACCUAUGUUAACGGCUUCAACACUGCGAGCGAGCAAAUUGCGGCCGCUGAAUCCAAGGGAGAUAUUGCUGCCACUAUUGCAUUACAACCGUUGAUCAAUUUCCAUGGAGGUGGACAUUUGAACCACAGUUUGUUCUGGGAGAAUUUGGCACCAAGUAAGAAUGGUGGUGGUGGGGAACCUGCAGGCGCUUUAAAGAGUGCAAUUGAAACCAGCUACGGAAACUUCUCAUCUUUCAAGACCAAGUUCAACACGGCGUUGGCAGGUAUUCAAGGUAGUGGAUGGGCAUGGUUAGUCAAGGAUAACGAGACUGGUCAAGUCCAGAUCAGAACAUAUGCAAACCAGGAUCCAGUAGUGGGCAAGUACACUCCAUUGUUGGGUGUUGAUGCUUGGGAACACGCGUACUAUUUGCAAUACCAGAAUAGAAAGGCGGAAUAUUUUGGUGCUAUUUGGGACGUUAUUAACUGGAAGACUGUGGAGAAGAGAUUGAAGUAA
This is a messenger RNA of Sclerotinia borealis F-4128, 693 nucleotides long. NCBI's taxonomy places the organism in Eukaryota, Fungi, Ascomycota, Leotiomycetes, Helotiales, Sclerotiniaceae. The record is from the annotation of a GenBank genome assembly.